This is a messenger RNA of Argentina anserina (silverweed cinquefoil), 483 nucleotides long. RefSeq names its product AP-1 complex subunit sigma-1-like. Gene Ontology annotation, cellular component: AP-1 adaptor complex; intracellular membrane-bounded organelle; membrane coat. Gene Ontology annotation, molecular function: clathrin-cargo adaptor activity. The transcript has 6 exons. The record is from RefSeq and is a predicted model, not a curated record. Lineage: Eukaryota; Viridiplantae; Streptophyta; Magnoliopsida; Rosales; Rosaceae. Gene Ontology annotation, biological process: vesicle-mediated transport; intracellular protein transport. The annotation marks the transcript as partial.
AUUCAUUUUGUCAUACUGCUUAGUCGACAAGGAAAGGUGAGGCUCACCAAAUGGUUUUCAACUUACUCACAAAAGGAACGAUCUAAGGUAAUGCGUGAACUGAACGGAAUAAUACUCAAUCGAGGACCCAAGCUAUGCAACUUUAUAGAGUGGAGAGGACUCAAAGUUGUCUAUAAAAGAUACGCCAGCUUGUAUUUCUGCAUGUGUAUUGACCAAGAUGACAAUGAACUGGAGAUACUUCAACUAAUUCACCACUAUGUUGAGAUACUCGAUCGUUACUUUGGCUGUGUUUGUGAGCUGGAUUUGAUAUUUCACUUCCAUAAGGCUUACUAUAUAUUGGAUGAACUUCUACUUGCUGGCGAGCUUCAAGAGUCAAGCAAAAGAGUAGUAGGACGAAUGGUAGCUAUCCACGAUCGAUUUGUGGAGGCUGCUAAAGAGGAAGCUAGUUCAAUUGGCAAUAUAAUCUCACAAGUCACCAAGUAG